Leptinotarsa decemlineata (Colorado potato beetle) is the source of this 1158-nucleotide messenger RNA. RefSeq lists its product as uncharacterized. NCBI's taxonomy places the organism in Eukaryota, Metazoa, Arthropoda, Insecta, Coleoptera, Chrysomelidae. The record is from RefSeq and is a predicted model, not a curated record. Gene Ontology annotation, cellular component: membrane.
CAACAAUUUCUAGAUACAUUUUUAAAAUUAUUAAUUUGAAACAUUAUCUUUCAUUUUGUGGUGAAUAGUCUCUUGGGAUUAUUCCAAACGAUUCAGUAAUAUAAACUAUGAAACUCUGCAACGAAACAGUCAGAAUUGGAUAUCAUAACAUCAUGGCUGCAAGCUUCAAUAUGACUGAUUUAGAAGGCGAUCCCUUCCAUGAUGAUUAUGAGGACGAAUAUGUGAGAGGUGCAUCCUUGAUGAGAGUUCUGGAUGUUUCAUCCAUGAUAACGGAUUUGAUAAAGUUCCUUUUAUGCCUAUGCGUGAUAGCAGCAGAUAUUUUUCUGAUCACCAUCAUUUGUAAAACAAAAAAACUCAAAACAAAAACAAAUAGUUUUAUAGUGAAUUAUGCCAUUUUCAAUAUGAUCUCUAUAGUGGCUAUUCCAUUAUUCGAAAUUCUGAGAGCGAUAACACGUUUCAACUUUGGACGAUUUUACUGUAUUGUGGAACAAAUUGAAUCGUCAAGUAUAUUAUUUUGUCACAUGUUCGGGUUCGGGCUGGCAUUCGAAUGGUUCUUCGUGGUUUUUUAUUCAUCUCCAGGAAAAUUCUUCAGUAAUAUUCACAAAUAUUCCGUAUAUUUAAUCUAUGUGAUUGGAACAAUACAGUUUUUAUCAACAGUUCCAUUUUGUUUAACAGACGACUGGAUUGUUAGACAUAUGAUAGAUAGAGUUACUUUUGUUGGAAUUUGUGGUUUUCUUGGAGUUUGCAAUUAUUUUUCAUACAAAAGAACUUCUGGUAUGGAUGAUAACAAAUAUGCUCUCACUGCAGCAAAUAUUAUGGUAUUUUUUUGGCUCCCAUUGUUUUUAUACGAUGAACUCUUCAUUCACAAUGGCAGUAGUAUGACGCUUUACUUCAUCUUGGAAAUCACACUUUUUAUACCAGACUGGUUGGCGUAUGGUAGCCCUAUCAUUGUUAUUAUUUCGUUGGGCAAAUCUAAUAAAUAUUUUCAGAUGGCUUAUUCUAGAGCAUUCAAGAGGUCUGUCCGGAAAUAUGCUAGUGAUGAGGAUGGUUUGGAUGAAUCUGAAGACAACACCAUCGGUGAAAAUGGUACAAAUGUUUAUGAUAACGCUACUCCGAUAUGAAAUCUGUACGUUCAGAUAAAUUAAAUCAAGAAUUUAA